Clonostachys rhizophaga is the source of this 561-nucleotide messenger RNA. The record is from the annotation of a GenBank genome assembly. NCBI's taxonomy places the organism in Eukaryota, Fungi, Ascomycota, Sordariomycetes, Hypocreales, Bionectriaceae.
AUGGCCACUGGGGACCCUUCGAAUGACGACCCGCGGAAGGAUCGCUUUCAAUACAAUGACAUCGGCCCUUUCAAGAGCAUUUUGCAUACACUGGUCUUGAGUGGACCUGGCAAGAAAAAGAUCAAGAUCGACAUGCGCGAUUGCGAUAUAAUGAUUGGUGCCGACCUCGAUGAGUCUACUGUCCGACUAUUGCACUUGCGAAAUGUACGCGAGGACACAGUAACCGAGGCCAAGGCCGUUAUCAAGCAGCUUCUUGAUGAGCUAAAAGCACGGGACGAUAGCACCGGUAGUCCGCUUACUAGAAGUGGGUGUAUAGAUCGAGAGCACGCGGGUGAUGAGGUUCACGAGGAUGUUCGCCAGUUUCUCUAUACCCAAGCUGAGGAGCGCGGCCUCGACUUCGGCUGGGACGAAUCCGGGUACUCGCGCUGGGCGCUGCGGAGUUGCGGUGAUCAAACAUACUUUACCUGUCGCUGGCGUAAAGCAGGCUAUUGGGAAACUGGUGGUAACACACGUGUACCUUGGUUUGACGAGGGAGAGAAGCUUCUAAAAGAGAGUACUUAA